AUGGUGUCCACCGCCGACAGUGCUCCCAGCAAUGGCAUCACGGGGGGCUACACAGGCCACGAUCUGGGCCUUCAAAUCGCCAUGGGCACCUUCAUCGGGAUAGCCUGGUACAAUGCCACCGAACUGAUCGCCCUAUGUUUCGUAACAUUCCGCAAAUACCGUGGCCUAUACUUUUGGAGUCUGAUAAUCUCAUCCGCGUUUGGGAUAUUGCCGUAUUCAGUCGGGUUUCUGAUGAAGUUUUUCCAACUCACCUCCGCGACAUGGUUGUCCGUUACCUUGUUGAGUGUGGGAUGGUAUGCGAUGGUUACGGGUCAGUCGAUGGUGCUGUAUUCGAGACUUCAUCUGUUAAAUAGGAACCCCAAGGUCCUUCGACCCGUGCUGUGUAUGAUUAUCGUUGAUGCGAUUGUUUUACACAUCCCCACGUCGGUGUUGACGUAUGGCUCGAAUUUUGCCUAUUCCAACCCUCAUUUCGUGGCUGGGUAUAAUGUCAUGGAGAAGAUUCAAAUGACGGGGUUUUGUUUGCAGGAAUUCAUUCUCUCGGGAAUCUACAUUUACGAAACCAUUGCCUUACUGAAGGCGAACCCGGAAAGCGGCAGACGCAAGAUCAUGUAUCAGCUUCUUACUAUCAACUUGAUCAUCAUCCUGAUGGACAUCGCCCUAUUGACGGUUGAGUACAUGAACUUCUAUAUGAUAGAGACCACGCUCAAGGGAGCCAUCUACAGCAUCAAAUUGAAGCUUGAAUUUGCCGUAUUGGGACAACUAAUUCGACUCGUACGCACACACGGCUGGAAAUCCCAGCCAGUGAUCUCCGGUACUAUUGCUAACGGUCCCAAUGGACUAAACAUUUUCAACAACGACGAUGACGACGACAUGGUUUAUCCUGACUUCGUCGACGCGACUCGCGUCGCUUCUGAUCUUACGCAUGCCACUCCUCCCCCUCCCACUCGACCGCGCAAUAGCUCUCAUCAUCGCCAUUUUGAUGAUAUGGAUGAUAUCUCAAUAGCCAUGUUUGAGCAUUCAACUCCUUUGGCGGAUGAGGAGAUGGGAGGAGGGAUGCGUGAGAUAUGGCCACGGUCUACGAAUACGACUUUGGAGUCGUGGAGUGGUGAGACGAGGACAAAUGGUAAUCCGCAGCAGAUUCCGGGUUCGGAGACGGUGGAUUUUGGGAAUGAUGCACAUUACCCCGGGCCGUCGAAUACUGCCAUGGAUGCAUGCAAACUAUCCCGCCCACUCUCACAGUUGAGAGGCUACGGGAGUGAUAUUCCGGAAUUUGACCGGCACCUGUCAAUCGACUAG
Messenger RNA from Talaromyces stipitatus ATCC 10500, 1296 nucleotides. RefSeq lists its product as uncharacterized. The record is from RefSeq and is a predicted model, not a curated record. The transcript is spliced from 2 exons. Bases 1 to 1296 code for a protein of 431 amino acids. Lineage: Eukaryota; Fungi; Ascomycota; Eurotiomycetes; Eurotiales; Trichocomaceae.